AUGAAUCCUAUUUACAAAAGAGCAACCAUUCCCAGGAGAAGACUGCCCAUCAUUCCCACAGCGGGCACGGCAUACCCGUCGGCUGCGGCAUUGCCUGCUGCGCUGGUUGCACUGGUCGCGGACGACGAGGCACUGCUAGCCGCCGACGACGUGGCCGACGACGCUGCCGAUGAAGCAGACGAUGCGAAGCUGCUGGCAGUGCUGGAGGCCGACGUCAAAAAGGAGGAGGCUGCCGACGUAGCACUGCUCACAAGACUGCUUUCUCGAGAGCUUGCGCUGGCCAGAACACUGCUGAUUUCGCUCGAGAGGCUGCUCUGGGCCGAGGGACUAGCUGUGGCUGCGACGGAGGAGAGACUGGCAGCUUUGGAGGAGGCGGCGCUAGAGAUGGACGAGGCCUGGGAUUCGACGGAGGAGACAAGCGACUGGACGCCAGUGGGGAUGCUGCUGCCCAGGGACGAGGCAAGUGAUGCUGCCGAACUGACGGCGGAACCGGCGGCGGAAGUGGCACUGCCACCAGCCGAGGUGAUGUCGCUCGCGAUGGAGGUGGCAAUUGAGACGACUGAGCUGAUGGCCGAGCUAAGAUCGCUUUGA
Messenger RNA from Fonsecaea multimorphosa CBS 102226, 591 nucleotides. RefSeq lists its product as uncharacterized. Bases 1 to 591 code for a protein of 196 amino acids. Lineage: Eukaryota; Fungi; Ascomycota; Eurotiomycetes; Chaetothyriales; Herpotrichiellaceae. The transcript has a single exon. The record is from RefSeq and is a predicted model, not a curated record.